CGGAAGCAUUGAGGUGUGGGAGAGGAAGAAGAAGGGCCGAAGGGCUCGGGCGAAGCAGCCAUUAGGAAAGUGCUGAUGCAGAGGUUCACUUGUGUCUACGGGCAGAGUUGGAGGAGUUGCUGUUCGCGGACAAAGGCGGUAGGAGGGAGUGGAGCUUUGUAGAAGCCUAAGCCUGUCUCGCUGGGUGUCUGCGUUUCAUUCCCUGUCAAGCUGCUGGGGAAAAGCAGGGGAGCGCCGAGCUGCAGCGCUGCUCAGGAUCAGAUAGAGAGGAAACCAAUAGCAGAGGGGGAAAAGAAAUAAUUAAAAAAAGAAGGAAAAAAAAAAUCAACAAACCACCAACCCAGGCAACCACCCGCCCUGCACGCUGGGGCUGAGGCAGAAACGUCCCUGCCAACUCCACAGCAGAGAAGUCGUCCCUCCCCGGGCAGGAGCGGAGUUGAACCCGAAGGAUAUUUGAUGACACUUUGGCAACGAUGGGCCCCCCAGCAUCUUCCAGAGCCCAUCUGAGGGUGAAGCCUCUGAGAGCGCAGAGGGAGUUUGAAGCUAAAUGCACCUGAGUCUGGAUCUGUUGGCUGCUGGGAUUUAUCUCUUUCAUUAUUUUUCUCCGGGGGGGAAACCAAACCGACAAAAAAAACCCCGUGAUCUAUUUUUUCAAACUCCCUCUUUUUUUUUUUUUUUUUUUUUUUUUUUCCUCCUCCUUUUGGAAGAAGAUUUUUUUUUUCUUUCUUUGGAUGGUCGCAAUGGAAGGGUUGGGUCUGUGCCUGACAAGCAGCAGCCGAACGCCAGCACUGGGAGGACGCGGUGCGGACGUGGGGUCCCCGGCCAGCUAACUCUGCAGGACCUGCACCACCCCGGGGCCCCCGGGGGGGGCUGGAUGCAGUGAGAGAGCCUCUCACGGGACGCUUGUGGUGACGUGGCUGCCAAGACGUGGAAGUGUGGGACUUCUCCUCCACUGCACCAGAAUUUGGGGGGUGGGCAGGGGUGGGCCAGGGGGACACUGGGAGUCACAAGACCCUUCCCCUUCACUGUGGGCUUGGCUCAGGGAUGACUGCAGGCAGGGUCAACCCUUACAGCAUAGUGUCCUCCGAGGAAGACGGACUGAGGUUGACCACCAUGCCAGGGAUUAACGGUUUUGGCAAUGGGAAAAUCCACACCAGGAGGAAAUGCAGGAACAGGUUUGUAAAGAAGAAUGGUCAGUGCAAUGUGGAGUUCACCAACAUGGAUGACAAGCCACAGAGGUACAUUGCAGACAUGUUCACCACGUGCGUUGACAUCCGUUGGAGGUAUAUGCUCUUGCUCUUCUCCCUGGCAUUUCUGGUAUCCUGGUUAUUGUUUGGGCUGAUUUUCUGGCUAAUUGCACUCAUUCAUGGAGAUCUAGAAAACCCAGGUGGAGAUGAUACCUUCAAGCCUUGCGUUCUGCAGGUCAAUGGCUUUGUGGCUGCUUUUCUGUUCUCCAUCGAGACCCAAACGACUAUUGGUUACGGCUUCCGCUGUGUGACAGAGGAGUGCCCUCUCGCAGUCUUCAUGGUGGUGGUUCAGUCCAUCGUGGGGUGUAUAAUUGACUCUUUCAUGAUUGGUGCAAUAAUGGCAAAGAUGGCCAGGCCUAAAAAAAGGGCCCAGACGUUACUUUUCAGUCAUAAUGCAGUUGUGGCAAUGAGAGAUGGAAAACUCUGCCUGAUGUGGAGAGUCGGGAAUCUCCGGAAAAGCCACAUAGUAGAAGCCCACGUACGAGCUCAAUUAAUUAAGCCCAGAAUCACGGAAGAAGGGGAGUACAUCCCACUCGACCAAAUAGACAUCGACGUGGGGUUUGAUAAAGGCUUGGACCGUAUCUUUUUGGUGUCCCCCAUUACGAUUCUCCAUGAGAUCAACGAAGACAGCCCUCUGUUUGGGAUCAGCCGCCAGGACUUGGAGACGGACGACUUUGAGAUUGUGGUCAUCCUCGAAGGCAUGGUAGAAGCCACCGCGAUGACGACACAAGCUCGGAGCUCCUACCUGGCCAGCGAGAUCCUGUGGGGCCAUCGCUUUGAGCCUGUCUUGUUCGAGGAGAAAAACCAGUACAAAGUAGACUAUUCUCACUUCCACAAAACAUACGAGGUCCCGUCCACGCCCCGCUGCAGCGCCAAGGACUUGGUGGAGAACAAAUUCCUGCUGCCCAGCACCAACUCCUUCUGCUAUGAGAACGAGCUGGCCUUCAUGAGCCGUGAUGAGGAUGAGGAGGAUGAUGACAGCAGGGGUUUGGAUGACCUGAGCCCAGACAACAGGCACGAGUUCGACCGGCUUCAGGCAACGAUAGCGUUGGAUCAGAGGUCAUACCGGAGGGAGUCAGAAAUAUGACUCUUGAUCCUCUCAUUGACUUUUCUGAGGGUAUUUUUUUUCCUCCUCUAAUCUCUUCCCCUACAACCCGCUCAAAUUAUGCAGAACAAUGCAAGUGCCAUAGGAAUGCUUGAGAAAUUAGUCUUGUUCCUAGUUUUCAGUUUCAUCGCAAUAACCACUGAGCGGUCUGCAGGAGGGGACGGGGCAGGCACUGCGCUCCCCACACCCUGGGGGGGUUGGAGGGGUCCCGGGGCACAUGUGUCCCAUACUGGCUGCAGGGCUGGGCUCUCCCCAUGGGGAAAGCGCGAACGUCUUCUUGGAGCCGAGAUCCAAAUAGAGGAAAAAUCAGGAAACAAACCUUUAUCUUUCUUUUUUUUUUUCCUUUUUUCUUUCUUUUUUUUCCUAUAACUGAGCUGCAACACAAUAAGAAUUGCUCCUUCCAGCAGGCAGUGUGAUUCAGUUGCACAAGAACAACACUUGAAAUACCAUGCAACGUUAACGUAUUUCUUUUUAAUUUGGGGAAAGGUGAGGGGAGGGAGGCGAGAGGGUUUCUAAUUUUUUUUUCAACGUAACCUUUGGGAGACUGUUUACCAAGAUAAUAAUAACAAUAAUAUUACUAUUAGUAAUAAUAAUAAUAUUAAAUCUGAAAGAAAUGAUUUGGUAUUUUUUAAAAGCGAGCGAGGGAAUGAAUAAGCCGCAGGGGUCUCUUGAGUGGUGACUUGCUGGGUAGAUGCAGGAGCUCAAAGCCAAGGCAGCAUCUGAUUUUGGGGUGGAUUUUUUUUCCACUGGCACUGCUUCAUAGGCAGAAAACAGAUGUAAGUGGCUGCAGGUCCGUGGCAGUGAAAGCAAGUAGUGUAAUUACCAGCAAAGUAGCUAAUAAGGAAAAGCCAGACUGCUGUAGAGAGAACCCUUGUAAACACAAUAAUUAGCCACAUUCUGGAAAUAUUGAUCUUCAGGGUGGAAAUUGGGCCUGGGGCGUCAGCUGCUGAAGUGCUGCGUCUCCGGUGGGGAAUUCAUAACUUCCACCAGAACUAGGAUGAAAAAAUGAAAAGCACAAAAGGCAGACUGGAAAGCUCUCGAAUUUGGGUAUUUUCCCAUUCCACCAACCAAUUUGGUACUUUCUCCUUCAAAGAACUAUCUGAAAUGUGGAAAUCAAGGUGAAAUGUGUCUUUGCUGGGUUGCAUCUCAUGUAGCCCAGAAGUAGGAUGUGAGCAUUGUCCGUGCCGCCUCUGCCAGGCUGGGAUUUAUGAAUUCCCCAUUCACUGGAGAGUUCUGUUUGGAGAUGGAUUCUUUUCCAAAACCAACAGAUGCCAGUCAGGAAACUCACAGGUGUCCUGCACAUCACCCCGUCCCCAUGUCCCAGCCUUGAGGUGGAUUGUGCCUUAGAGAUGCAAACUCAUGCGCGCUCAUCCCACACCCAUCCCACCCAUUCCCAUCACUCUGUCCCACCAUCUGCUGCCCUUUGGGCUGGUCUUGUUUGCACGCUGGUUUGCCUUUUACUACCAUAGAAUCAUAGAAUCGUUAAGGUUGGAAAAGACCACUAUGAUUACUAGUUCCAACCGUCAACCCAUCCACCACCAUGCCACCAAACCUUGUCCCUACUAUGCCAUGAGGCAAACUGUGCCGUGCAUGGAAGCCUUCUCUCCCUUUGCAAGGAGGGAAGUUGUGAAGAUGUAGCUCACUGCUCCCCUCACGCUGGAGAUGGAUAUGGCUCCCUGUGCUGCAAGAAGGGCUGGGGUCUUGCACCCAGCUUCAGCCAUAAGGGCUUGGGAGAGGGGUCUGCAGCAGUGCUUCAGCUCUCUGGGCUCUUGGCACAUUCCUCUCCCCAUCCCACUACAGGCAAGCUAUGUCCAGGCGUUAUAGCCUAGUCUAAAUGCCAGCAGCACAGGCAGGAUUUGACCUCAGCCCUCAUCCCCCAUCUCGUUUUGGCAAAGACUGUCCCAAAGAGGGCUGUCCCACAAACUGGGGAUGCACUGGGACUUGCCAUUGGGCACCAUCCACGACUUUCAUCUUUCUGAUGAAGUGACACAUUGCCAUCCCAUCAUCUGUCCCUUUGCACCAAGGGGGAUGGUUUUGCCCCCCGUGUUUUGCCCCACAGCAUCCAGGGGGGUGGGCAGGGCAACAGGGAGGGGGCAGAGAGAUUUUGUGUGUGCACUACUUAUUUAUUUUUUUAAAGAAAUGCUUUUAAGUGGUUUUAGGUUCUUUUGAAUAACUAAUAACUCUAUUAAAAGGUGCACAUCUUGCUGCUGUAGGAUUCUCAGAGGGUUAAUUUCUUUAUAAAUAUAUAUAUCUCAUGGUAAAUAUUUGUACAAAAAGAAAAAAAAAGUGGGGGGAGGGGGGGGGAAGAGAAAUAGAGAUGUCUUUAAGUAAAUUAUUGCUUUUAAAGGAACUUAUAUGAUUGUACAGUGUUACCUGGGAGAGUAGAAUAAUAUAUACAGAAGUAUUUUUAAACUACUGCAUAGGGAGGUGGAAGGUGGGGGGGUGGGGGGGAAGGUUGAGCCCAGAGAGGCCAAUUUGGGGCUCUCCUCUGUUUGUGUGGAUGCAUCCCCCCCCUAAACCCCACUGUGAGGCUCUAGCUCUGGUGAGUUGUUGUAUCUGCACAGUACAGUCCUUAUUCCAGACAUGGGUGUGCUGGUACAUGGUGUACAGAUAUCAUUUUUGCUUAUUGUGAAUGCUCAGAGCUCCUGGUUGCUUUAUGACCACCACGGAGCACAGUGGAGUCUGCCUCAGUUGGUGGUUUUAUUACAUGCAUUGUGAAAGAGAAUUGGGAAAAAAAAAGACAACAAAAAGCCCCAACGUGGUGGUAGCUCCAAGGAAUGCAUUGGGAUGCUCUCAGGGUCUGGGUUCUGGUGUGGGAGCCCCCAGGAGGGCUGCUCAGAGCUGAGGUGGGGGACUCCCCAAUCAUCCCCUGUCAAGACCAUGGAAUACAGCUGGCAUUACACUGAUCCUUGGAGGAUGGGGGAAGUGAGGAAAGCACAUCCCCACUCACCCGCCUGGCAGCAUCCUAUGCUGCAUGCCCAUAGCCCCCAGCAGCCCUGGGUCAGUGUGAGCCUUGGGUCCUCAUAACCCAACGGAGUGCACUUCUCUGUCGUUAGGGCUGGGACAAUCACUGAGCGCUUCACCUCCCACAAUGUGGUGCCUGCUCAACCUUCAAACCUUUUGUAGGAAAUGAAUCCAGAGCCACCUUUUCUAUCUUUAAUAAGGCAGAACAGAUACGUUUUAUUUUUAAACCCUCCUGCUCUUCUCCUUUCUUUGUGUGCUGACAACCAAAAGAACCCCCCUCCCCCCAAUCCCACUCCAUUGCCCCAUUUCUGUGCUUGAGUGUGUGGCUGGAUUCUGCUCUGCCACCCCCCCCCAAUUCAGGGAUGUUGCCACUGGGGGUGGGCGCAGGGCUGGGUCUGGACACCUUCCAGCUGUGCACAUCUGUCCUGCUGCCCCCAUCCCCAGGGUGGGUACCACCUUGGAAAAGCCCCAUCUUCCCUCCUCCACCCCCAAAACAUGCACCUCAGGGCUCCCUCCGUCUCUGCCCCAUGCAAUGUGGGGACUGAGGCUGGCCCCCAGUUUGGCAACUGGGAGCACUGGUUUCCCAGGGGUUAAAUGGCAGCGUCAGUUUGCUGGGGCCACAGUGAUGUGCAGCAGUAGCAAAGUGAUGGAUGCAAUGAAAGUCUCUGUACCUUCUCCACCUCCAGUGUUUCUCUGUCUCAUUGCACAUAUAUUUGAGAUAUAUGUGACAAUGUAUAUAUAUAUUUGUAAAAUGUAUUUCAAAUGACAAAAGAAAAAAAAA
Molecule: messenger RNA, 6097 nt
Organism: Coturnix japonica (Japanese quail)
Lineage: Eukaryota; Metazoa; Chordata; Aves; Galliformes; Phasianidae
Product: ATP-sensitive inward rectifier potassium channel 12
Biological process (GO): potassium ion import across plasma membrane; regulation of monoatomic ion transmembrane transport
Cellular component (GO): plasma membrane
Molecular function (GO): inward rectifier potassium channel activity
Source: RefSeq, a predicted model, not a curated record